UGCCGCGAGGCCGUGUUGUGCUGCCGCCACUAGCCUCUCACUAUUAUAUCUCUCGCGCGAAUACACGAGAGAGAAAAGUCGAUCCUUGUAUUCUCGCGGCGGCGGCUCAUGUGCACCACUCGUCGCGCGUACUGCAGCAGCAGCAGAGACGUUUCAGUGACGCCACGGCCGUCAGCGAUACUCGCUCGUAAAUGCCAUAAUAUACAUAUAGUGCAUGCACAUCUCUCUCCAGUGCAGUUUCAUCGUUGCUCUUGACUGCUCGAGUGUUUGUGUACGCGUGUAUGUGUUAUAUGUGUGCGUUUGUGUAUGGUACACACGGGAGCUGCGCACCGCGGGGCAGUCAGCUCUGCAAUACAUGUAAUCUGGUGCAGUGUGCAGUCGGUCGGCCCGAGCUGCAACAGCAGCAGCAGCAGCAGUAGUGUCCGAUGUGCAGUGUAUUGUGAGUCCGUGAGUAUUUUUCUACUACCGAUGCGAUAGAGGAGAAGAAGAAGAAGAAGUGCACGCAAACGUGUGCGCGCGGCGCGGCUAUUUUCUUUCGGCCUCGUCUCUCGUGUCUCCGUGUAUACGUGAUUUUUUGUUGGUCAUUGUUGUUGUUUGUAUCGGAUCUGUGCGAGUGAUAUAUAACACCCGAAUUGGCGUGAAUGGCGUCUGGCGAGCCGUGAGACGUCUGCGAAAAAGGGAGUCUACUCUCGGGCGGCAGUUGUCGUCCAGUGCAGCAGCACACAGAUCGUUCACCUUACAUAGGGAUCUCUGCGCUUCUGCCGUUUCAUUGAAAACAACUUUCUGCAGCAGCGAUUUCGUAAUAGUCGGGCGAUGAAAGAUGGUAGCGCGAAGCAGCCUCGUGUACGAGGAACUGGCCGCUGCCCCUACGCCGGCUCUGCGCUCGUCCUCGGAGGCCAACAGAAGCUGACCCCAGCCGCCACGUAGCUUGCUAUUCGCCACGAACAGCAGCAGCGGCAGCAGCGACAAUAAUAACAAAAUGGCAACUAGCCGUGGAGGAGGAGGCGGCGAAGAUCGUCAAGAAACCUUCGGACCGCUGCAGAUGUAUCAGCCGCUGCCGCAGGACGGCCUGCAGCCCGAGAAGGAGCCCGUGGAGUUCGACUGUCGUCAUCUGCGCGGUGCCCCGGCCGAGGUCGAGUCCCUGGUGCGCAACAUCGAGCAGGUGGCCCAGCAGUUUCUCUAUCACUGGAAGACCUUUCCCAUCGUCUUGCCCGUGGGCUUAUCGUCUCAACAACAUCAACAGCAGCAGCAGCACAACAAUGUCGUCGCGGCCAACAACGGCGAGGACAGUCUGGUGCGCGGCGCCAGCAAAAAGUACCAUCAGCAGUACCAUCUGCGCGACAUGUUCGUCGCGCCGAGCUUCGACGAGCUCGACGCCGUGGCAGUCGACGUCAAGGGCGAGCCCCGCAGGCUCACCAACAAGCAGCUCGAGAGCAUCAGAGAGCGAGGCUUGCACAAGGAUAAGUACGGGAAGCCAAAGAAGCUCAAUGCCGCUCAGCUGGAGAGCAUUCGAAGAUACGGGGAGUUCGAGGUGGAGUCUCUCAACUUUCCGGGCCAGCAGCAUCGCUGGCGUCUGAGCGGACUGUUGCAGCGGGGCCGCGACCGGAGACGCGAGGCGCUGCUGCGCGAUCUCGCGCUGGCCGCCCGCUUCAUCGUCGUCACCGCCAAGAAUCGACUGGUCUCGCACUGCUUCAGCGUGCGCGAGUCCGCGAAGGCGCUCGUGGCGGGCACGCUGCGACUGCUCGACAUCUGCGUCGGAGUGCCGUCCCUCGAGGCCCAGUAUCUCGAUCACAAGAUCGCCGAGGAGCGAUGCAGAUACCUCGUCGCCGAGCUCGUUUGCAAGGCCGAGUACGACGACUCGCUGGAGCUGCUCUGCGGCUUCGUGCGUCGCCAGCUGCAGCGCGCCGCCACGGAGAAGUUCGAGGUGGAGCUCGAGGCCCAGAUGCUGCCCGUGCCCGUGCCCUACGUGUUCGGCACGCCGGGCGGCGCCUCCGUGGAUCUGCGCCUCUUCAAUCGCAACACCAUCAAGAAGGCCCUGCCCACCCUGGUCGGCAUACUGGAGCGUGAGACGCGCGGCUGGUUUCUGCACUUCCGCGAGAAGCUCAUCUCGGAGCUGAGAGCACAGAAAAAGAGCGACGAAGAGAUCGAGCGAGAAGUCAACGAAGCGGUUAUGCGCGAGUACCUGCACCGCGUCUACACGUCCAUCCUCUCGCAUCCGGACAUCGCGGCGCUGGGCGAGGGCGUGGCCCAGCUGCUGGUGCAGCAGGCCCAGUCGGUCGUGCUGAUGCAUCGCGCGGUGGACAACGUGCAGCGCAAACUGGCCAAGACCAAGCAGAGCCUGAGGGAGCGCAUCGAGCGCGAGCACCCGGUGCUGUCGCGCAUCGGGCCCUGGAUGAGGGACAGGAUGCGCGAGGCCGAGGCGAGCUUCAUCGAGGAGUGCGAGUGGAGCGCCCACGAGGAGGCGAUCGCCCUCUGCGCCCAGCACAAUCUCCAGCAGACCUGCUACUUUCUCAACAGGGAUCUGAUAUUCAUGAAGGAGAGAGAACCGGUCCUGCUGAAAGAGCUCAAAAAAGUCAAAACGCCAACGAGGAGCUUCCAGUGGCCCACGCAGAUCUGGCUGCCGAAGAACUGGAUCGUCCGCCGGAGCUUUCAGGGCCAGUCGGAGACCAUACCCACGGUGCUGAGCAGCACCCCGACGUCCAUCACCACGCCACGCGCCGACCCGAGUCAGCCCGUGUUCCUCGUGGAGCGCGAGAUCGUGCGCACGACCACGACCCGCUGGCCCCUCUGGCGCUGGAUCAAUUACGUGUCGCGCACCUGGUGCUGGACCUGGAACGCCAUGUUUCUGUUCGGCGUCGCCGUGCCCUGGUGCUCGCCGUUCUCGCUGCGGGCGCUGCUGCUCAUGCAGCCGUUCACGCCCGAUCUCGAGCUCAGUCAGCUCAACGGGACGCUGUUCCCGCGCAAAUCGUCGCAGACGCCCACGCUGCACUCGCGCCUCAUCACGCUCUGGCGUCACAUAAGCAAGAGUCGAACGCACUUCGAGACGGAGCCCGACACGGGCUUCAUCGGCAAGGGCAUGACUCGACACAUCAAUCGGCUCUGGAACUACGGUGCCAAGGGCUUCGUCGGCACUCUCGUCAUUCUGUUCCUCUUCCCGCUGGCCUGUCUGCUCAUAAGCUUCGCCUCGCUCUUCGUCGCCGUCACGGCGUUCGCCUGGAUGCCGCUCGUGACGCUCGCCCUGCACGCCUUCAUGGCCCUGUUCGUCGACCUGGACAGCCCGGAGGCCGGCCGAAAUCGCUACCUCGUCGUGCUGGAGGCCCUCGCCUGGGACAUAGGCAUACAGGGCUUGCUGCAGCCCGUGGCCGCGAUCCUGGUGGCGGCCUUGGUCUGUCCGCUGAUCUCCUUCCUCAUACUCACGGUGGCGGUGAUACGCUACGGCGUGGGCAUCGUCUGGGACACAGCCAUGUUUCAUCUGCUCAUCAAGAGCCGCGGACGCAUACCCGCGAGCGACAGUUUCGUGGUCAAGAGAAUAGCCGGGCCGGGCUUGGCAUCGGAUUACUAUUAUCAAAUAAAACCAGAGCAAGCGUUGGCUGCGUUCGAGGCGAAACUCGAGCUCGACGAGCUGCACGCGUUUCAGCAGGAGAUGGAACGGCUGAUCACGCAGCCGCAGCGCGACUUCACGCAGUUCGUCGAGGCCUGCUUCGGUCCCUUCGCCGCCACGCUUGAAAAGACCAAGGAGCCCUACAAGUCGCUCGAGAAGGAGGCCAAAGAUCUCGUGUCGGCGCUGCACGAGAAGCUGGAUCGACGCCGCAAGGAUCUGCAGUCGGGCCUGGGCGUCUCGGUGCGCAGCAAGAUCAAGCUGUCCACCUACGAUCUCAAGGUGGCCAUACAGCAGGGCGCCAUGAUGCUCGAGCGAUUCUAUCCGCGGCACGUGUUCGCUCGCAUGCAAGCCCACAGCAACGAGGACGACUUCUGGGAGAGCAAGGGUCUGGGGCCCUCGGACUGGGCCGGCCUCGCGGGCCUCAUGUACGCCGACAUAUUCAGUCUGGAUUUCCUGCAGCCUCUCGACGAGGUCGACACCAAGUUCAAGCUCGAGCCCCAUCCGGCCGUGGAUCUGCAGAGAUACACGGACAUGGUGCAGAACACCGAGCUCGGCGGUGGCGUGAACGGUCCCGAUCUGUUGGGAGCGAUUUACGCGCCGAGAGGCAACAUACAGGUUCACAGUCCGCAUCUGUCCAUUACUACGUUCCAUCCGCGAGCUCAUCCUCCGAGCAGUCACAGAAAGCACGACAAGCGAAACGACACGAUCAGUCAACUUACACAAACGCGUUUCCGUCGUCGCACGAUACUCGGCACGAACACGGGCAGCAGUCAUCACGGGGGCCGCGACGGUGGCCGCUGGCAGCCCUGGAAACGCCACCAGAGGCCCUACACCGCCGACAAGCUGGAGAUCCCGCUGCCCAUACCGCAUCCGGCCUACAUCGCCGUGACGAUUUACAAUCGCGACACCGAGGAUCCGAUCGCCCUGGACUCGGACAUCUGCGAGCACAUCUUGCGCUCGAUCGAGGACGCCUCGGGCGAGAUGGCUCUGGACGGUGGUGUCUUGGCCGGCAGAUAUCACGGCGCGGACUCGAGCUUCGACUCGGUGGCCUCGCAAUCGUCCAUGUCCAUCGAUACGGCUCUGGACAAAAUCGACGAGGGCCAAUCGCAGGGUAGAGCGGCGGCGACGGCGGAUGCCGACAACGAGAAAGAGACAGAAACGUAUCAUUGGACGCUGUCCAACUGGGGCGGCGGCAUGGCACGGCGUCGCAAUAACUCAGGCUCGGUCAAGGUCGAUCUGGCCUCGCCCGAGGACGUGACUCUGGAUACCGACAGUACGCGCGUCAUGUUCAGCAAUUACGGCACGACCGUCUAGUUUAUUAAGUCUUAGUUUAUU
Messenger RNA from Trichogramma pretiosum, 4936 nucleotides. RefSeq lists its product as uncharacterized. The coding region runs from base 980 to 4915 and encodes 1311 amino acids. The transcript has 10 exons. The record is from RefSeq and is a predicted model, not a curated record. Lineage: Eukaryota; Metazoa; Arthropoda; Insecta; Hymenoptera; Trichogrammatidae.